Molecule: messenger RNA, 2325 nt
Organism: Dreissena polymorpha
Lineage: Eukaryota; Metazoa; Mollusca; Bivalvia; Myida; Dreissenidae
Product: holocytochrome c-type synthase-like
Exons: 8
Coding region: 162-1112 (316 amino acids)
Biological process (GO): cytochrome c-heme linkage
Cellular component (GO): mitochondrion
Molecular function (GO): holocytochrome-c synthase activity
Source: RefSeq, a predicted model, not a curated record
GACAUUUUUUUCUUACGAAACAAUUUUAUUUCGUCUCCGGGUUACAGCAGACGCUGGGAAGUGUCUCGUUGUUUUUGUUUCAAUGUUAUUUAUUGUUUGACGGUGGGGGACUUCCAUCAAAAUUCGGUGGCAGAUUUGAUAGAUUAAGGGUCCUGGCUCAGAUGGAAGGAUCAACAUCAACACAAGCAGCUGCAGCUGGGGAGUCAGCCAUGGUUAAAAAAGAUGUCAACUCCAAUGCCAUACCUGCCGAAUGCCCUAUGCACCAGAACAAACAACAACCACAAAGUAUUGCUACACCAAAGCAUCAGCCCAAGGGUUUAAGCGAGGCAGAAAUGCAGCGAAUGGCGGUCAGCUUUUCCAGUGCACCCAGUGAGUGUCCAAUGCACGGAACUGGUGCACCUGCCCCACCGAGUGAGUGUCCCAUGAGUGGAACAGGCAGGGAGACAGAUAUUAAUCCUGAUAAUAUGAUGCCCCCACCCAACCAGCGCCCUGCCCCAGACCAACCCUUCCCCCUCUCAACCAACCGUCAGAUGUCCAGCAUCCCAAAGGCUGGAACUGAGGAGAACUGGGUCUACCCCUCACAGCAGAUGUUCUGGAAUGCCAUGCUGAGAAAAGGUUGGCGCUGGAAGGAGGAUGAUAUAGGUCAGAAUGACAUGGCCCACAUCAUCAACAUCCACAAUGCCAACAACGAGCAGGCCUGGCAGGAGGUGCUCAAAUGGGAGGCUUUCCAUGGAAGGGAAUGUCAGCAUCCAAAGCUAAAGAAAUUUGGUGGAUUGGCCACAAAGUUUUCACCAAGGGCAAGAAUGAGGAGCUGGAUGGGUUAUGAGCUGCCCUUUGAUCGCCACGACUGGAUUGUAGAUCGCUGUGGGGAGGAUGUCAGAUACAUCAUAGACUAUUACGACGGAGGCAAGGUGGACAUGACAAACUACCAGUUCACCAUUCUAGACGUACGGCCUGCCUUCGACUCGUUUGGGGCGGUUUGGGACCGGUCAAAGGCUGCGUGGAUGAGGUGGUGGUACUCGUCUCGAAUGGAGCAGGACAAUAUCUCUGUCACACAUGCGCAUGAGCACACAAACAACAAUGCCAAAUCAACUUCUGGGCCAUCCACUUGACACUUAUGAUCUUGUUUAACAGUUGAUUGAUUGUAAUGGGUGUCAAUUUAAGAUUGUGUUUGAUUGAAAACUCCAGAUUUUACAUUUAACAACAUGGGUUUUGCCUUGAGUCAAACUCCCUGAUUUUCCAUUUCUUUGAAGAUGUUUGAAGGGUUUUUCAUUAGGGGAAGGUAAGCAAAGUAUAAAUUGCUUCAAUACUCAAUUUUUUAAACACCAUUUACUCAGUUUUAAUGUUUUGAGUGAAUUGCUAUAUUUGUGUAAUCCAGAUUUCAUCAUCUUUGUAAUUUGUGUUACAAAAUUUGUUUGUAAACACUUUGCAUUAAAUGGUUCAACAGUAUUAUUUGUGAAAGCACCGUGAUAAUAAGCAUUUUAAAUAAAGUAAUCUGCAGGUAUGUAUAAAUCCAAAUGCAAAUGAAUGAUAUUAUUCAAAGACCCUUUGCAACUAUGAAUGUCAUCAUAUUAAGUUUGUUAUAAACAGACUACAAUGAAUGUGGACUGAUUUUAUUUAAUGACCUCAUUAGAAGGUGGUAUAAAGCUGAAUUUAAGUUUGUAUAUCUUUAGCAAAAUUCUUGUCUCGGCCAUAACUUUGUGAUAUGUUUAUGAGUUUUGAAAUACCCUGGCAUAGAUGUCAACUUUCAUAAUGUGUCGCGUGUAACAUUUUUCUCAAAGGUCAAGGACACAUUUACAGGUCGAAGGGCAAAUUAAGUCAUUAAAGAUCAUGAUUAUUCUUGUCUCAGUAGUAACUUUGCCAUUUAUACUCUGAUUAAUAAAUACUCUGCCACAAAUGUCAACCAUCAUAUGACAUGUAAAUUCUUUAUCAGUCUUCCAACCUCAUAGAUCAAGGUCUGCCUUAAAGGUCAAGAUUCAAUAUUGCGCCAUAUAAGACCUUGUCUUGACUGUAAAUGUGUCAUGCAUCAUUUUAAGAUAAAUUACAUUUAUGAUCACUUUAAGGAGGCAGAGUGUUGCUUGCAUCACCGGUAUCCCUUCUUUAAAGGUCAAGGUCAUGUUUAGGGGUCAAAAGUAACAUUGGGCCAUAAAACAGCAUGGUUUUGACAUGUGUGGUGUUUUGAGACAAACGCAGAAAGCAGGGGCUUCUAUGCCAUAUUUACACUUACAUGUUAUCACAUGGUGUCUUACUUACUGAACUGAGUGUGAAUUCAUGUCUAAACACUUUGAUAUAAACAUCAUACAAUAAAUACAGAUUUACACAAAA